UGCCCGAAACAGUCAAAUUCAAACCUAACCUAAAUCAAUAUAACCUAGAAUUGAGUCUAUGUGAGCAGAGAGAAUUUUCGUGAUCUUAGCAAUGUAACGUAACGUUUGAUUACGUCAACGUUGAAAAAUAAUAUUUAUACGAAAUAUCACAACUCACGAUGAGUAAUUCACGACGAUUCUUAGACGCAAUUGUUAAAAAAAUUAACAAAUUGCCAAUUCUGAACAACGCUAGUUCAGCAAUCGGAAACGCUACUGAAAGGGCCCAAGUGAAACUAUCCAGCGUACAGAGUAUUGCUACUGAAAAAUACAAUACCAUUGUUAAGCAAGUUAAUGGAGCAACGAUAAUUCAAGAUGUAAGUUCGCCACAAAAAUUACAAACAAUAAGCCCGUUGCCACAACGUCUUGUCAAUUGGUGGCAAUGGUAUCAGCAAUUGACAGGGAUGGAUAAAGUUGAAAUAGCAAAGCAUCAUGUCAUCGAAGUGCAGAAUCGAUUAUUUCAGUGCCAAGACAAGCGGAGAAAUCUUACAAAUCAGGCAAAUAUAGUAAAUGAGAAAUUGAAAGAAACUUACGGCGAAUUGGUACAAACCCGACGCGAUGAUCCAAAAUACGUGCAGCUGACUAUAAUGGAGAACAAGGGGUUGCAGGAACAAUCCAAAAUCGGUUUACAAUUGAACAUGUUGGAAAAUGAGGAAAGAGAUCAUUUCACAGAGCUAGCUACGGCUAUUAAAGAAUACCACGACAGCCAAGCAAUGAAUGCUCAGAAAUACAAGUACAUAUCUAUUCUUGCAUCUGCGUUUUUAGCUAUAUUGUCCCUGAGCGGUUCGAUGAUUUAUAACAACAGGAGAAUAGCUGAUGUUCGUAACGUUAUUGCUGAUGCACAGGAGAAAAAUGACAAGACGUUCAAACAAUGUUUUCAUUCCUUGCAAAAUGAUUCGAAUAAAAAAUUUUCGCAAAUCAUGUCAAUGCUGCAAGCCAAAACCACAGCUGACAUCACUACUCAAACACCUAAUAAUCGUGCUGAAUUAACUAAGGACAACUUUGAUACCGUAACAAUUUCAAAUAGCUACAGCUACAAGACAGUCGGUAUUUAUUUUGGUGCUAUAGCUCUUGCCGUAUACAUUAUGCAACAAUUAGGCAGAUCUUAAAUGAGACCUUGAACUGCAAGUGAUAGUUUUGAAUGAGCUGUUAAGUGUCAGAAGCCAAAUUCAAGAAAUUCAUACAAAUUUUCUGUAGUGAAUAAAUAUAAGUGUAAAAUUUGUUCUAUAUUAUUUAUUAGUAUUUAACAAUGACCUGCAUGGUAUUUUCAAAGCAUUUAAUUUAUAACUGUAUUGUAUAAUAUGUAUAAACUAUUAUAAGUUUGGUAUAAAAUAAUCUGGGAUUAUAGCAGAAUCAGCCUAAAAAGCGUAAUUAUCAAUAAAUUCAUUAUAUCGACAGUUGACGUAGUUCAGAUUCAAUAAGCUCGAAUUCUUUCGAAAAUCAUGAGUAACGUGAUUGAAGAUUUUCCAUCAGUAGUUCAAGAAAGAUAAUGGUGUUGUCGACUUCAUGUCUUUAAUAAAAUUGCCAAGCAGCCUUGCAAUUUUUGCUAGUCAAAAUUUUACUUUAUAAUUAUGAGAACAGGAUAAAAUAUAAGCAUUUACAGGUUUAGGGUUAUUUUACUCAUUUAUUUUCAUUUCUUUCAAAUUAUUCACUAUGAUUUAUGGUAUUAUAAUGUAUUAUUAUUAUUAAUAUCACACUGUUAUUGGUAUACAGGUUUUAACAAAUAUGAAAAUAUUAGCAUGACAUAAUUCUAGACAAAGUCGAAUGAUAGAUAAGGGGAUAUAAUUCAUAUUAUUGCUGCUUAUUUGUGAAGUCAGAGAGCAUUUUUACCGUAUUAUUCAGAGUAUGAGCUGACUCCGCAUAUAAGGCUACCAAUAAUUCUGAGAUAGUAUUUCAGGUUGUCUUAGUUACCUGAACAUUAGACAGGUCCCUGUAUAAGCCCAAAACGAUUCUGGUAGGUGCUGUUAACGU
This is a messenger RNA of Neodiprion fabricii, 2007 nucleotides long. RefSeq lists its product as uncharacterized. The transcript is spliced from 2 exons. The coding region runs from base 159 to 1145 and encodes 328 amino acids. NCBI's taxonomy places the organism in Eukaryota, Metazoa, Arthropoda, Insecta, Hymenoptera, Diprionidae. The record is from RefSeq and is a predicted model, not a curated record.